This is a messenger RNA of Colletes gigas, 3056 nucleotides long. RefSeq lists its product as uncharacterized. The transcript is spliced from 2 exons. Bases 780 to 1076 code for a protein of 98 amino acids. The record is from RefSeq and is a predicted model, not a curated record. NCBI's taxonomy places the organism in Eukaryota, Metazoa, Arthropoda, Insecta, Hymenoptera, Colletidae.
UUCCAGGUGGUUCAGGAAAGAAACAGCAACAGCGUUGAUGCGAACGAUACCGCUGGACUAUCGCCCCGCGAAGCAAGAACCGCCACAAAGAAUUAAACGAACUAUCCUCGACACGAAAGCACGUACAAACGUUAAGCGAAUGCGAUCAUCGAACACGCGAAAAAGACGGUGAAUUUUUGCUGAGAAAUUCGCGAAAAGAAAUAUGAAAAACCACGGGCGCCGCUUCUCACGGAUCACUAUUGGAGUUCGAGGAACGAGCAUGUCGCUGCUGUUGAGCUGAAGAAUCUUCCGAGGAGCCUUUUCAUGGUAGUCUCAACGUCGCCUCAACUUAUGCUAGACUUGAAACAACGUAUGAAUAGACGGAGCGAUCGGUCGAAAGGUGAUCAAACAGAGACAUCGUGGACUUAGUGAUAAUCGAAAGGACCAAGUGUCGAGUGCGUGGAAUUCAUCAGGAUUCUCUUCGUCUCCGUCGGUCGCAUUCGAAACCAUUCCUUUUCUUUUCUCUCGUCCUGACGUUUCGCGUAUAAAUGUAUUGGUGACCGCUGGAGAAAAUGGCGGACGAAACGCGUAUAAUAUCGUGAACAUUCUGGACUGCAUUCGUCGCGAAGAAACGUUCCCCGUAAAGUUCACACGCGAUAUCAGACCUUUCCGACGGAAACGAAGAGGCGAACGAUCGUCCGUGAAACUAUAGACUGUCGAUCCUCGGGGCUGUUGUUAUGCCCUUACGCGUUGCUUUCGUUUUAUCGGAAGCGACGCUCGAUUAGGGUCCCCCCACUAGGAUGGAUCACGUGCACGUAAAGUCGAGGUCGGCCUCCAAGAGCAACCCGACGAAAAUGGCGUGCGAAAAAGCGACAAGGAGGCUGAGGACGGUCCUGGUGAAGGCAUCCCGUCUCGGCGUUUCCACCACGGAGGUUGCCAGGCUGCCAACCGCCAAGAAGCUCAUCCCUCAGAGAGAUCACGGAUGGAAAUUGGCGGUGUUCCUCCUGCUGAUGUUCUGCGGCGGCGUGAUCGUUGCGCUGGCCUGCACCGCGAGGAAAGGCUGUUCGAAGCUGGAGGAAAUCAACCUGGCGACCUAGCCGUCGCGACCCAUUGUUCCCCCCUGGCCGACAACGAGCGAAGCAACAGCAGCGACAGCACGAAUGCCGGCGGCAGCGACGCCGACAAAAGCUAUUCGCCCGAGCACCGCAUCCAGCGCGUGUCCACGUCCGAACGGAGGCAUCUGGACGCCCCGCGAUCCACCAGAGAAUUAUCCGGAUGCCGUCGAAGCGCUUUCGCGGCCGCGGAAUGCGUCCGUCGUCAGAAAACCGGGGAUUCCGCGCUUAGCGUCAUAGCCGAACGUGGAGAACGCCUGGACACCAGGAGCGUGCACCUGAAUCGCCAAUCGAACCGAUAACACGGUUCAUCGGACGAUCGAGGAUGUCGAUCGUGCCGCUGCGUUUCGAUCGAGCGUGCAACGAAAACCCGGUUGGUUUCCGGUACGGGCGAAUUUUUCUUCGGGACGAUGUUCCACGCCGCGGAGGAGGAAGUCACGGGGCGAUCGUUACGGAAAGAUAAAUUAAGGAAGAAUACAACGGGCGAAGGAAACAAACAUAGGCGGGGGCGACGCGGGCGGGGGAGACGAUUCAUGAAUGCGGCGUCGGCCACGCACGCGUCCUCGCGUGCUCUCCGCGAAUUAGAACGGUCUUGCGUAUUUGUAUCUGUCUUUCUGACAGGCCGGUUUACCCGGGCCGCGGUAAAUCAUCAGAAUUAGCGCAAUUUCGACGUCAAGUGGCCUCCACGGAAGAGUUUCUGUCUCUGCGUUUCUUCGCGGUUACGAAGGAUUAAUGGACGCGACGGGGAGGAACGAUUCGUCCGAGGAUGAAAGGACAGGCGGAGGGUCCGUAAGAAGUUGAACGUUGAAUGUUGUACGUAAGAAUCGAAGGAUCGGGUAAAUUUCGAAACGAGUAUAGAGAAACAAGGGGACACGAAACUCGUGAAUUUUGCUGGAGCACGCGUGAUCGCGUGUUAGUAUGGAAUUAUACGAUCUCGUGCAAGGAUUUCGUUUUUUUCGUGGCUACGCAUUGUUACGAUUUAAAUGCUCCACGCGAUUCGUAGCUGGUCGAAAGCCUCGUUUAAAUUAGUUCCUGUUGUUUCCAUGGUUCUUUUUCGAGGGAAAUGGGACACUCGACGUCAACGACUGGGAAAGCGAAACGAGGAUAUUAUUUUCGUUCGGACGCCGGUGACCUGGAGCGUGGAUAUUCGUAUCGUAGGAAGGCAAUUUUCGAGAAAACGCGUUCGAUUGUCAAGAUCUCCGGAACGCGAACAGCUUCCGUUUCUCUCAAGAAUAUGGUGCCCAGAAGAAUGGUGUAUGAAAAGACGAGGAUAACUCGAACACUUUUUAUAUUCAUCGUUAACCCCUUGCCAUACAAUAACGAGUCUGACUCGUUACAAGUUCUUGAUGAAAUGUUUCAUAAUCAUGAGGCUACUUACUCAUCAUCGAGUCUUACCUAUUAAAAUCAACAUAUUUUUACAUUGACGAGGUAUUUGUAAAACAAAUCUAUUCUUUCUCGUGACCACUUCUUGUACGAACAGAUUUAAACAAAAUUAAAUAGUACACGUUUGAAAAAUUAUUUGAAAUUAAAUCGUACGUCAAGGGGUUAAACUUCAACGAUAGUUAUGUUAGGUCAUCCCAUAAGUGCGGCUCGAAAUUCUCGAAUUAACGAAGAUAACAUAUUUGUAAUUUAGUAGAAGACAAAAUUAGUCAGUUCAGGGGAUUUCCAAAAUUCUAAACGUUAACAACUCAUAGAAAUUUGAAAUACAUAGAUAUUGAGUCAAUGUUCGAAGUAUGGAAAGGAAAUAUUCAUGAUCGUACUUGAGCUUGACUGCAUGAAUAUUUUUGUGAGCGUAUAAUAAACCAAACUUCCCCUAAACGACUUAAUAACUGCACGAGUGUAUACAACAGUCUCCAGACUUAGUAAUGGAUAAACAAUUUGAAAUUAUCCACGUUUCAAGGAACAUCGUUAAACUACACUUCAACAAAAAAUCAAAUAAAUUUUGUAGCGAUGAUAUUGCCAAAA